Molecule: messenger RNA, 573 nt
Organism: Dictyostelium discoideum AX4
Lineage: Eukaryota; Evosea; Eumycetozoa; Dictyosteliales; Dictyosteliaceae
Exons: 1
Coding region: 1-573 (190 amino acids)
Source: RefSeq, a predicted model, not a curated record
AUGAAUGGUGAAAAUCAAAAUCAAAACAAUAUAAAAAAUGAUAUCAUAAAAGAAAUUAAUUUAGAAAAUAUUGAAAAAUUAGGAUUUCAUGAAUUAUAUCAUAUUGCACAAUCAUGUAGAAUUUUUUCACCAGCUUUAAAAAAAUCUGAAAUAAUUUCACAAAUUAGACAACAAUAUUAUAUGGAAAUGGGGAAAAAAGAAAUUAGUAAUAUUGAUAAUAGUGGUAAAUUAUUAAACCAAGAAAUUAAAAAUAGUUUAAAUAAUAAUCAUAAAAAUUUACCUUUAAUCGGUUCAAAUAAUUUAAUGGUUAAAGAUAAUAUCGAAAAUUUCGAAUUACUCUUUUGGAGAGUAAUUAAAAAUAAAUAUCUUUUUAGAUGGAUUUUAUCUUUUUUAGAUACUUUAUCAAAUACAUUUUCACCAUUAUUAAAUAGAGAUAGUAAUUUACUUUUUAAAAAAACUAAAAAUUAUUAUGAAGCAAUUGAAAUUAAUUGGAUGAUUAAAAAUAAUCAUAAACAAUUAUUAAUUGAUAAAGUUGUAUGUAUUAUUAUAAACUUUUUUUUUGAUACUUUUUAA